This is a messenger RNA of Ectocarpus sp. CCAP 1310/34, 2545 nucleotides long. The record is from the annotation of a GenBank genome assembly. NCBI's taxonomy places the organism in Eukaryota, Phaeophyceae, Ectocarpales, Ectocarpaceae.
UGACUGCGCUUCGUUGGCCCGUGCGUACUAGAGAGGCGCGACAAGCACCGGAGAGCUGGCGAAAUAGCAGAUUCUGGGGGAAGGCGUGCGGGUUCUCUCAAUCUAUCCUCUGUACCUAAUUCCUGUAGCAUCCGGCCGAGGCACCAAGUGAGUUUGUCAUGGGCGACAGCAUGGACGAGGAGCUAGAACGCGGUGGCGUGUCCAUCGCGAGUGCUCCCGGGCAACUUCCGUUCUCGAACGGCUACCAACACCCUCAGCAGCAACAGAUCGCCGCCCAGGUGGAAGCUGCGGUGGCGACAAACCAUCAGAGACAUCAGCAGCAGCAGCAGCAGCAGCAGCAGCAGCAGCCGAUGGCAGGGUGGCCGAGGAAGCGCGAAAGAGCCGGCGAGGAAAACAGCAGUAUGGAUAGCUUCAUCCCGAUGAUGAGCGCUUCCGGUGCCCUGGGGAGAGAGUCCCCCGACUCGGAGAUGUCUUCAUCUUCCGGCAGCGGCGGCUCGGACCGCUCCAUAAACCGUGGGAUCAAGAGGAUGAGGCUCAACAACCAGCAGCAGCAGCAGCACCCCGACUGCCUCCACCAACAGGAGCAACAGCAGCAGCAACAGCAGCCGCACCAAGGACACCACCCGCUGUCCGCCUUCGACCGCUUCUCCCCUUCCUCCUCAGCCGCCACGGGCGUUCUCGCCACCGCUACGCUGCACCACCCCCGCCCCCUAACGCUAGGCCGAGCGGCCUCCUCCGCCAGCACCCACGACGCCCCCCCGACCCAGGCGGUACAGAGAAGCUCCGGCGGCGGCACCCUGCCCCCCGCCAGGUACGUCCGGGGCAUCCGCGUGGAGGCCGAUGCCCCCUCGGACGUCGACUACUCCAACGUCAACCACGCGCUGCGGCAGCUACACAUGGAGAGGAGGAUGAUGGCCGCGGCAAGGGGGGAGGGCAGGCAGCAGCAGCCGCCGCCGCCGUCGGCCGGGGGCGGGGGUGGGAGUGCGGCUUCGGGGGUUCCCGCCCCCGGCGGGGGGUGGGCGGGCGGCGCGCCUGUUCGAUGAUAAGAGGGGUAGGGUUGCUGGCCCGAUGUGUGAGUUUCGUAUUUUUUUCACAUGGGGUGUUUUCGGGGGCGCUAUUGCAGAGAUGGUGGGGUAGAGGUAAGGUAGCUAGCUUUAGGAGCACUAUUUUUUGUGGAGAGCUGCGACACUCUUCUUUUCUCUUGUGGCCAAUGUAUGCAUCAUUCGCAGAAGAAUACCUCCGCGGGUCUCCCAGGGUGGUUGGUGGCUGGCACCGCAGGAUUGGCAUGAAGGGCCGGCUGCCUCGAUAAAACUCGGAGGGCGGCCCGUUAUCGUUGUGGAAUGAUUGAAAGGUCUGCACCAGAACAUGCUUGCAGGCUUGUUGGGCCGCACUGCUUCCUUAGUGUGUUUGGGUGUGGGUAUUGUGUUGGUGUACAUAUUGGUGUUGUUGGAACUGCGCUACUGCGGUUGUGUGUGAUACUACUGUCCUUGCUGUGAAUUGUUCGUUGCUCGGGGUGGCAUUCUCCAGUUUCACUUUGUCCCCUCCCCCUUUUCGUGCUGCAUACGCUGCCGCUACACCGGCUUGCCAUUGCUGGUGUUGAUGAGUCAAUGGUUGUUUGUGGUUCCCGUUUUUUUUGUAUAUUACCACGGUCUGAUUUGCGGCCGAGAGGUCAUGCUACUCUCCUUCUAUCUCAAUUUAUUUGUUUUUUAGUGUGUGCCAGCUAGUCAGAGGCUGAUAACGGGUGGCAGCAGCCCUCAUCAUGUCGGCUCUGGAGGCGGUUGUGACAAAAGGAGCUGUGCCACCCUUUGAGCUAUUCCUGCCUUAUAUUAGGAUGGGUAGACUCUCGAACAGCCCAGAAUUGGUCGUGGGGGGUGGUGGCAGUCGGAGCUAUGGUUCAGCGCGCCAACCAAUCGUGAGAGGUUGUAGUGGGGUGAGAAUUGUACAAUGGUGAGUGGGAGGGGUUGGGCGUGUCCCUGAGGGGGUUGGAGAUAGUUACGUUGUUGGCGAGCGCCUUGUCAGCGCGACGAAUGCGUCAAAUCGAAUGGAUUAUAGUUCGUGCGGUGGGUCUUCGUCUGUGGUGAUGAUGGUGCUGGUGCUACCAAAAAAAAGGUGGUUCAUGAGGUUUUUACGUUGGCGGUCGAUAUAUUCAACGCUUAACGGCAAGCUUGUCAGUCGUCAGGACCGCAAUCGGUGUCGUACUCAUGCGGCGCGAUUGCCGUUGUUGUCUUAUCGCGGCGGAGGGUGGGGUUUCAAUGAGGAGUGACAACGUUGAGACGUUUUUUGCGGGUGAGGGCUGCAUGUGGCAGCAGGUGGUUAAACUCGAUUGGUGGUUGACUGUGAUAGCUUCAGAGCCGUGCGUACAUGCGCUUCUGCCAUGUGAUGAUGAGUUUUCACAGUUCGGUACUAUUACGUAAACCACUGUAUUCAAGGUUCACAUUUUUUAUUGGUUGAGGUUCGCUGGGCUCUCAUGUGAGCUGUGUGCAAGCCGUUAAACUUCGGGACCGUUACAUCUGGCAGCUGGCACGCUUUCAUUUUCAUUUUGCAC